GAGAGAGAGAGGGUCCUGAAGGAGGAGCGUGUGGCGCGCGAGGCGGAGGAGAGGAGGCGAAGGGAGGAGGAGGCGCAGGUGAUGGCUGAGGAGCAGAGAGCCAGGGACCAGGAGCGGCUCCUGCAGGAGGAGAAGGAGGCGCAGGAGAGAGCCAGGGCCGAGCAGGAGGAGAACAUACGUCUGCAGAAACAGAGAGAGGAGGCCGAGAGCAAGGCCAGGGAGGAGGCAGAGAAUCAACGUGUGGAAAGAGAGAAGCAUUUCCAGAAGGAGGAGCAGGAGAGACUGGAGAGGAAGAAGCGUCUGGAUGAGAUCAUGAAGAGGACACGCAAGUCAGACGCAGCAGGAGAAAAGAAGGAGACCAGGGCCCCGCCAGCCCAGGUAAAUGGCAGCGAGGCUGAGAGCAGAGCCUCUGCAGACUACCAACCCAACUCUGAGCUCAGUCUGGACUACAAGACCUCCCAGGAGCAGAGCGUCCACAGAGACAGCCCUUCAGUGCGUGUGGUCAACGGUGUGCAGCCAAUCAGACACGAGAAUGGCCUCUCCACCAAGGGAGACUCUGCCCACUUCGAAGACAUCAUCCAGCUAGCCAAUCAUGACAACAGCACAAACGGAGGGCGGGACAAGUUGCCUAGUGACAUCCCCACAGAGCCAAUCCUGGCCUUCGAGAAUGAAGAGCCCUUCCUGAAGAAAGGCCCCAUGAAGCCCCAGCAUGUAGCAGAGGUUCUCUGAGGUACCUGGUAGGAACCAGCCCCGCCUCCUCUCCACCCCCAGACCAGCCCUGCGUCCUCUCCAGAACCAGCCCCGCGUCCUCUCCACCCCCAGACCAGCCCUGCGUCCUCUCCACCCCCAGACCAGCCCCGCGUCCUCUCCACCCCCAGACCAGCCCCGCCUCCUCUCCACCCCCAGACCAGCCCCGCCUCCUCUCCACCCCCAGACCAGCCCCGCCUCCUCUCCACCCCCAGACCAGCCCCGCCUCCUCUCCACCCCCAGACCAGCCCCGCCUCCUCUCCACCCCCAGACCAGCCCCGCCUCCUCUCCACCCCCAGACCAGCCCCGCAUC
Messenger RNA from Osmerus eperlanus (European smelt), 1060 nucleotides. Its product is annotated as MAP7 domain-containing protein 1-like. Gene Ontology annotation, biological process: microtubule cytoskeleton organization. The transcript is spliced from 8 exons. Gene Ontology annotation, cellular component: microtubule cytoskeleton. The record is from RefSeq and is a predicted model, not a curated record. Lineage: Eukaryota; Metazoa; Chordata; Actinopteri; Osmeriformes; Osmeridae. Bases 82 to 729 code for a protein of 215 amino acids.